Messenger RNA from Myxozyma melibiosi, 3287 nucleotides. RefSeq lists its product as uncharacterized. The transcript has 2 exons. Bases 353 to 3157 code for a protein of 934 amino acids. The record is from RefSeq and is a predicted model, not a curated record. NCBI's taxonomy places the organism in Eukaryota, Fungi, Ascomycota, Lipomycetes, Lipomycetales, Lipomycetaceae.
CUUUACUGAUUCAUUCUUACAUUUCACACAUCCUCAACAACAAGCAAACCCGCACAAUACUCAACUGUAUAACUGCACCACAUCUCCACACUUACGCCACAACUGCACAGCCUCCUGUUGCCACAGCAACCAAUCUAUUAUUUAUCCAGCCACGCGUACCAGCCACCGCUGCUCGUCUACCAACAACGCGUCGGCCAUCGCGAGCAGCAGCAGCCAGCCACCCGCCUGUUCUGUCGCAAGUAAAUAUUCUGUCUUCUGUUCUGUUCUUCUUCUUCUUCAUCUUCUUCUUCUGUCUGUUCUUAUUGUUGUUGUUGUUCUUCUUCUCGUCUCAGUCACUUCUGUCUUCUUCGCCAUGAGUGCUUACCUCCAAUAUCAGACCCCGUCGAUCAACCAAUAUCAACAUCAGACACCUCCCCGACCCCACCGACAACUCUUCCUCCCACCCCAACUCUCACCGCCCCGCAUCCCCGCCGUCCUCGUCCAGACCAACCACUCUCAACCCGCCCUCGCGCCCAAGCAGAGUCUGCACAGAGGAAACCAGCACCACCGCCAUCUCUUCGACGACGUCCCCGCCGUUCCUCCCGUCCCCGGCCACCAGCAAUCCAGAAAGACAACCAAAGACGACAGCGCGAUCCCGAACUUCAUGCUCAAAAAGAAGAAAGCGAGGGUGUCCUCGCUCCCUGCGAUGCCUCCGCAGCCAACCAUCGACGCCCCGAUCUCAGACGUGCCGCCGCUCAAAGAACUGCCCUCGAUUCCUCCAUCACACCGAUCGGCAGCCACUGACGACAUCAACUACACCGCCGCUCGUCCGUUUGCCGUGCCGCCUGAUAGAGUCGCUGCCGAUCAGCAGUGGCGCAAGCAGCAGAUACCAACAGCUAGAGUGGUGAAUCGCCAGAACGCUAUGAUUAAGGAGAGGUUGGAUCAGCAGUAUCAGCGUGAUAUUGCGAGGAAAGAGCAGCGGCAGCUCCAGUUGCGGCAAGAGCAGUCGCGGCAAGAACAACUACGGCAGGAGCAACUACGGCAGGAGCAACUACGGCAAGAGCAACUGCGGCAAGAACAGUUGCGGCAAGAACAACUACGGCAGGAGCAGUUGCGGCAAGAACAGCAACUCCGCCAAGAACAACUCCGUCAAGAACAGUUACGACAGGAACAACGUCGACAAGAUCAACUUCGUCAAGAACAGUUACGGCAAGAACAACUCCGACUAGCUGCCAUCCACAGACAAGAACUCGAGCGCCAACGCGAAGAACAACUUCGUCAAGAACAAAUUCGUCGACAACAGGAAGUUGAGCGGCAGCGCGGGGAACAUCUUCGUCAGGAACAAGUCCGUCAGGAACAACUUCGUCAAGAACAACUUCGCCAGGAACACCUCCGCCAAGAACGUAUCCGUCUCCAAGAACUCGAACGCCAGCGCCAGGACGACCUCCGUCUCCAAGAACUUGAACGCCAGCGCCAGGACGAUCUGCGCAGACAGGAGCUCGAGCGGAAAAGGCAGGAAACCCUGCUCAAGCAGCAAGAGUACGAGGACCAUCUUCGCCAGGUUCUCCAGCGCGAAAAAGUCGAGCAGCAAACUUCGUCGUCAGCAACUCAGCGACAGCAAACUUCGUCGUCAGCAACUACUCAGCGACCACGACAACUCGCGACCGAGACGGUGCGGCAGCAGCCUCAGGAAGCUUUGCGGGCUGCUUCGUCUGAGUGGAAGACGGUGUUUGCUUCCGUCCCUGAGAAAUCGAGACCCGCGAAAUGGAAACGCACAGUGAAGAAGAUCGCAGGCGUCGACGGCGUAGACGACGCCCUUGAUGACUCGGCCUCUCAAACCGCCUCUGAUACUGAGCCUCCCAACACCACCACCAGCCGUCCAGUAUCUGCCGACGCUGCCUCGCUGAGUACCCGCACCACGCGCGUCUCCUCCAACAUCGCCGACCGCGCCGCCAAACUAGGCAUAUUCCAGCGGAAAGAGCGGUUCAAUCUGAACGACGCGAUCUACGCCAGCAUCGGUAAGGACCCUGGUCUCGUGCAGACCGAGCAGGAGAAACGCGUGCAGACGAUGAAGAAACCCGAUCAUGUCAUCCGCACGCCGGCCACCAAGCGGCCGCUCCAUAGAGUCCCGGUCUUGGCUGACCAGUCGGAUCCGCUGUUCAAGACCCCGAUCUGGCUUGAGAAGAUAGAAGAUGACGCCUCGAGCGUGUGCAGCUGCAGCGACAGUAACUGCAACAGCAAGGCCGACGACUUUAGCGAUUCGGAAUACGACGAGCUCGUUGUCCAGAUCCGUCAGAACCCCGCAAAGGAAAAUAAGGAUUACGUGGUCAGCCGUCGUCUGGCUUCCGCUUCAAAGUCAAAGCCGGCAGUCGCAGGCGCAUGGCCGGCUCUGCAGCGAUCUCCUCGAAGAUCUUCGAUGUCCUCAUGCUCCUCGUCCGAGAGUUCAAUCAGACCAAAUACCCCCGUGCAGGAAGACGAACCUGUGCCUGUCACCGCAUCCGGUCGUCUCAAGAUCGAUCUGGAGUCGAUGGUCUUGUCGCGGCUGUCAAAGAGCGCUGCUCGCGAUCGGCAAGCGGGAGUAAAUGCUGCGAAUGUGCCUGAUCGCAGUGUUUUAAGUAAACAGCACCCGUUAAACGACGAUUUGGUGGAUCAGAAUGAGUUUAAAAAGGAUGAGAGACGCAAAAGUUCAGGACGUUGGAUGUCGGUGAUGACAAAGUCCAUCUCGGAGAUCCGAGGGAACAAAAAACCGAAAUCGCAACCACUCCCCGACUCCAGCACCGACGAUCACCCCACGACACUUCCCUCCUCCCCAACCCACCCCACCCCGCCCCCACGACGUCUCGCCGAAGCCUUUCUCGACCUGACGACCCAAAUCCUCCCUGCUCCCUUCCAACUCCUCGCGAUCCCCGUCACAUUCACGCACUUCCUCUGCACCCUCAUCCUUCUCCCUCCCGGCAGCAGCGACAGCAACAACAACAGCAGCAUCAGCAGCGAGAGCCUCGAGCGGCGGCAGAACCUGCGCGCGACGGCGAUGGACCUGGUUGUUUGCGCGGAGCUGAUGGUGUGUGUCGGGCUGAUGUACGCGUUCUUGAAGUUGGUGGAGAGAGUGUGUGCUGUCGUCGCGGUGAUUUGUUAUCCUGCGGUCGCGAUCCUGCGGGUUUUGUCGGGGUCCCGUUGAUAUAAUAAGUUUUAUUGCUCUUAUUUAUAUUUAAUACUUGCAUUUAUGGACGACGCAUUUAGAUUCUGUUCUGGAGUUUGCAAUUUCUUAAUGUUGUAUCGCUAUAUCAUAGAUUUUAAUUAAUAGUACA